Molecule: messenger RNA, 5035 nt
Organism: Pogonomyrmex barbatus (red harvester ant)
Lineage: Eukaryota; Metazoa; Arthropoda; Insecta; Hymenoptera; Formicidae
Biological process (GO): centriole elongation; protein localization to centrosome; cilium assembly
Cellular component (GO): microtubule organizing center; centriole; centriolar satellite
Source: RefSeq, a predicted model, not a curated record
GUUUCUUUUUUCUCAGACCAAAAAAUAAUAUUAUGGGAACAGCAAGAACAAAUGAGGAUAUAACCGAAAUAUAUGCUAUAAAAACUAAUGCAAAACUUUUUGAAGAUUAUAUUAAAAAUUGUGAUGGAAUAGAAUUAUUGAUUGUUGCAGAAGAUAUCCAUAAAGUUAUUGGUAAAGGAUAUAUAAGAGAAUUAUCUAAGAUAUUUUCAUGUAAAUCUUAUUCUUAUUUUAUUCCAAUAUUAAAUAAUAAUGACCAAGACAUAGGUAAAAUACAUGUUUCUUUGCAAUUAACAUAUUUGACAGAAGUUUUAAAUAUGAAAUUAGAAACAUACAAAUAUAAGAAUGAUAGUGAUAUUUCAUUAUUUGCCAUCGAUAAUUUACAACGCAAUAAGAAAAUAUCAAUAAUAUCUCAUAACAAUGCAGACAAUACUAUUAAAAAAAAACUAAAAUCUGAAAAGAUUGAUAUGUAUAAUACAUAUAAGUCUGUUCUUAAGACCAAGCAAAUAGAAUUUCAAAAAUCGAAAAAAUUGAAUAAAUCAGCAACAGACAAAUUAAUUGCUCAGAUUAUUGCUAAAGCACAGCAUCUUAGAGAAGCGCUAAUAAAGGAAACUUUUAAAGAAGAUUUUUUUAUUCUUAAUGAUACUUUAUUGAGCAAUGAAUCAUAUUUUAACUCUUUAAUAGAAAACAAAAAACUUUACAAACAUAUUUUAGAAAUGGAAAUGGCUUCCUUAGGGGAAAAAAAAGUUAUGAAUAUAUUGAGAGCAUCAUCUCCAAGUUUAAAUUCAGUAAAUUUGACAUCUAAAACAAUUACAGCUAAAAAUAAAAGUGAUAAUACAAGCUUUAAAAGGAACCAGAAUUUUUCUAUAAAAUUAAAUAAAUCUAAAGAAGAUACAUUAUGUAAAAACGAGACUUGUGUUAAAUUGAAAGGGGCAUGUCCUUUAGAUUAUGUAAAUAGUAUAAGAAUUUUUAUUGAAUCUUUUACAUUAAGUCCUGCAGGUUAUAGACGUGCAAAAUCUACAUGCUUGCAAUAUGGUGUACCGUUAUCAUUGACAUACUUUAUCCAAUAUAAUAUAGUUGAAUCUAAAAAACAAACAAAUACAAAAUCUAAUAAAAAAAUUAAGUUUAUAAGAACAUGUGCAAAAAAACAAAUAGGUCAUGUUAUUAACUUCAAUUUUGAAGGUAUUUAUAGUAUAUCGUGGCAUAAUACAAAUAAAAAUUUUCCUUUGAGAUUUAAAGUUUUUGUCAAACAUCAUAAUCAGAAAUUUCCAACUGGAUUAGGACUUGGUUUUGUGAAUAUCAGUGAUAUUAUAAAUACCACACACUUGAGUAAUAUUCAUUGUAUAACUAUUGACAAUAAAGGCAUCAAAAUGGGUGAAUUAAAAGUUAUAAUAGAAUUAGGUUGUGAUUUUCUUUACUUUGGAAAAGAAUUUAUUGAUGCUGUAAGGUCUAGAAAGCAAGAUAUCUCUGUUUUGAAGAAAGAAUCUUUGAUCGUCUUUCCAAACAAUAAUAAAUAUAAAAAUGCAACAAGAAUUCAUUCCUUCAAAUCUAAUAGCAAAAUUUCGUCUAUAUCUGCCAAGCAUAUUGAAUAUUUAGCUAGUAAUAGCAAGAAAAAUAAAGAUGUAAUUAUUGCAAAAGAUGUGACAGAAUACCAAGAACAAAACUUAAAUAAUAAAAGGAUUGAUGCAAGUAAUCCAGAUAAUGAUGAUGAAGAUAAGGUUUUACUUUACGGCUUGAUAUAUGUAGCUGAGGGUAAAAAUUUGCCAGAAUCUAAUACCUAUCUAAUAUGUAAAGCAUUUUGGCGAGAGAACAAAGGAACAAGCCAAAUUUGCAAUAAUACAAAAAAUCCAUUUUAUCAUUUUUUUCAGCUAGUACCUUUAAUUUAUGAUAUGGAACUAUUGGAAAAAAUCAGAAAUAAUUGUAUAAUCAUAGAAGUAUAUAAUCAUCAAAGUGGAAUAAAUAAACUGCUGGGAAUAGCCAAAUUAUCUGUUUAUCAGUUAUAUACUGCAUAUAGAGAUCCAUUUAUUUUAUCUCAUUUGCUAUUAUCGAAGUAUCCUGUAAUAAGCGUAGAUGGUUGGAUUAACAUAACUGAUCCAGUAAGUGGAAAGAUUUGUGGAGAAUUGCUUGCACUGGUUGCACUUGGUACUGUGGAACAAAUUGCAAUACUAGAAGUAUCAAGAGGUUUAAAAAUACUAGUAACAUAUCACCGAAUAGAUUAUAGGUAUCAUUGCUAUAUUCUUAAUACUAAUAAUACAAUGGAUAUCCAAAAGAACUUAUAAUAUAAUGUUGAGGUGUUAAAUUUUAAUUCAGGACAAUCCAUUCGUGAUAAUAAUUUGGCUUGUUACAUUUAUAGUGCAUUCGAUCGAGAUUUAGCAUCUGUCGAUUACAAAUCUCAAGAAAGUCAAACAGAUAUUUCAAGUUUAAAAAAUACAAGACUACAGAAAUCGAAACAGGAGACUGCAGUUUCUGAGCAUUUGGCUUUACGCACAUUAAUUGAUCGUUUGGCAAAUGCAUUACAUAUUAAUAAAAGUAACAUAAAUCAAUCAGCUCAAACAGAAAUAAAUCAAGUAGGAGAUGAAGAAGAAAUACAUAGAGAAGAAUCAUGCUUGAAUAUACUAAAUAGUAAUAGUCUUGAUGAUAGCGAUAAUUAUAAUUCAAAAGAUGAUUUUAAAUUAUCUACGAAAAUGUAUAGAAGUGUCGGUGUCGGUGCUGAAUAUGAUGAACAUUUGGAUCGACAACAAAAUAAUACCUAUAAUAAUCUUUUUGAUUCAUUUUUAACUGAAAAGGAUGCACAAAAAAUAGAAUUAAAUACUAACUGCAACAGUUCUUUUUUCCGAUCUGUUGUUGAAAUUGAAUGUGCAUUAUAUUUGCCAAAGAUUGAAAAAAUAAAUAAAUUAGUGGAACCAAGUACAUAUGUAACUUUUCAAGAUUUAACUCAUAAAAUUGAUUCUGAACAGUUAGAUUCAUAUAUGAUUACGAACAUUUUUCCGUAUAGUUGCAAUCCAAAAUGGAAUUGGAGAUGUAAUGCAAAGCUAUCAACAGAUUUACUUUUAAACAAUCAAAAAAGAUUAAUUUUCAAAGUGUGGCAUUUGAUUGAUCCAGAUGCAUUUAAUGAUAUAAAUUUCAAAAGAGAUAUUGUGAUUGGUUUCUCUGCUGUCGAUCUAUCAAUUUUGAUGACUGGAUUUUCCACAAUCUCUGGAUGGUUUCAUAUCAUUGAUUUUACUGGAAAAUGCAAUGGACAAAUUAAAAUAAAUAUAACACCUCUAGAUAUUUUACCACCAUUAGAAAAAUAUACGUCUUCUAACAGCAUUAAUUUAUCAAGAUGCAGUAAUUUAUCACAAACAAAUUGCCCACACCUGUUUCAUACAUCUUACAGUAAUACAGAAUUCAAUGAUAUACAUCAAAUAUCAUCAUAUGCAAACCAAAAUAAUGACAAAUAUAUACAAAAUCAUUAUAAAUUAAUAGAUGCGGAUAUUGGUCAUAAUUUGGACGAUGUCUCUAUGUCUUUCUUAUCUUUGUCUUUAAAGCAAAAAUUAACCGAAUUAGACGAAAUCACAAAACGUUUACAAUUACGUCUACGUGAUGUCACUAAUUCGGCAUUUGAAGAUGAAUUUGAUAAUGAUUUUGAAGUGAUUGAGCCAAAUACUUACAAUGAAACUAUUAAUGACAAAAAUAUUGAAAUUGCACAAUUUCCACACUGUACAAUUUCUAAAUAUUCUGAAAUAUCACAAAUGAUAAAACAGUGUGAAAUUGGAAAUGAUCAAGGUAUCAAAAAUGAAAAAAAUCAGACUGGUUUUAUAAGUAACAAUUGCAGUUUAUAUUUUGAGCCAUCAUGUAAUCAAAAUAAAGAUACAAGUUCCAAAACAGCCAAUAUUGAAUAUUAUUCAAACUUCAAUACACGUUUACAUCAAUACUCUCGCUGUUAUCACAAUCAGUAUCAAAAUCAAUAUAGUUCAACAUGCAAUUAUAUAUCAAGUAGCAAAACAGAGUAUCCCAUAAGCGAUACAAAAACACAUAUCAAUCAUCUUCUUGAUAAACUUUCCUUGGCUUUGCCAACUGUAUCAUCUUCAGAAGAAUCCAUACCAAUAAAAAAUAUUUUAGAAUUAUUUGCGAGUUUACAGGAACGCAGAAAUAAUUUGCAAGACAAAAACAAAGACAAAGACAAUGAUGAUACAUGCACAAUGCUUGUUCAAAUUGAUAACUUGUGUGAACAAAGCGCGACAAAUUUAAACACUUCGAAAAUAACUAUUGGAGAAAACAUUUCUGAAUCGCCUCAUAGAAUAUCAACAAUAAUACGUGAGGAACUAAUCACCGAAGAAAAUAAUGAUAAUAUAAAUUAUGAUGAGUUAAUGACUUAUUUGAUAACUUCCAACAUACGCUAUAUGGAUCUGAAUAGUAUAUUUAAUCCGCUUUUAUAUCAACAUAUAAUGUCAGACUUACACAUUGCCACUACUAUAUCAUUAGAAGGAGAAACUGUGGAAAAGUUAGAUAAUCGAUAUGCGAAAAGUUUCGACAUAGUGAUGCAUGAUAAUAACAUUAAUCAUUUAAAAAAGAAUCCUACUCUAUUACGAAAUAACUUGCAAUUAAAAGACGAAACAACUGUUUUCGAAUUUGAUAAAAAUAAAGAAUUUGUUGGUUUAACAUCUCCGACUAUAUUAAGAGAUAUUGAUAAUAGCAGCAUCGAUGUAACUGUUAUUUAUAAAUCUAGUGAAAAUGAUUUAACAUCAGUAUCGAGACAAGCGCCUGAUGGUGGAAAUCCCAUAGAAGAAGUUAAGACAUCAAUAGUGAUAAAACGACAAGGCAACAUCCAAGAUGUAUCAAUCGACAGUUAAAUACUCUUAAAUACUUACAAUAUUUAAUAAUAAAUAAAUUUAGUAAUAAGGAAAAUAAUUAUACAUUUAUAAGUACAUUUUUUUAUGAGAUGAUAUAGCUAUAUGUAUCUUUUUUAUAAUUAUAUAUAAGGUGUCACAUAAAGAUCAUAACAAAGUUUAAGAUAAAUUCCUGAGAUAAUUUUGAAAUGAAAAUCCUAAUACCAAAA